This is a messenger RNA of Cuscuta campestris, 810 nucleotides long. NCBI's taxonomy places the organism in Eukaryota, Viridiplantae, Streptophyta, Magnoliopsida, Solanales, Convolvulaceae. The record is from the annotation of a GenBank genome assembly.
CUAUUGUAAGAAAGUGGAAAGAGUUGGUAUUUGUGAUGCUUGUUCCCUCUACCAUUAUGAUUUGGGUAAUGCUAUUUGUACCCCUAAGGAUUUGUACCCCGUUUUGUUCCAUUUACAUUUUGUUUCCGUGUAAAUUUUUGUUAACGUACCAAUAUUUUGUGUCAGUGUGAACCCUCAAAAUGUUGGUGCAUACAUUUAGUGUACAACUAGGGUACAAAUUUUGGAGUACGGCCAAACUACCAAAGGUUUAAUGGCACAAGAAGGAAUUGGGAAAGAAGGUUUAAUGGCGGCCAAGGAGCUCAAGCGGUUGCAUUCCAGUCUCGAGCGGUUCAUCAUCAAGUCUAGCGUUUCUCGUCUGCUCAAAUCCGAUCUCGUCGCCAUCCUCGCGGAGUUCCAAAGACAGGAGCUUGUGUUUCUCUCCAUGAAGGUUUCCCCCUUAUCCCAUCCGCUGCUUCGCCGUCCAUGCGCCUCGCAGCAUCAUAGCCUGGGAUUGUCUUCAUCGCCGUCCCUCGCCGGCGAUUGUCUCUCGCAGGGCCGGUGAUUGUCUCUCGCAACAUCAUCACCUUCCAGAUUGAGAAAAGUGCACGGAUUUCUUCGGACCAUGGCAUCUUCCUCUUCGACUUCCAACUACCGUGUGAAGAAGGAGACAAGGAGACAAUAUGAAGCAAUUUCUUCCAAUUUUAAGAUGGCGGGGCCUGAAUUAGAUCUACGUUAUGGUACGGUAAAGUGUGAUUGUUUGCCUCAAUCAAGAAAUUGUGUAAUUCGAGUUGUGACUGACCAUGAGAAGCCAAACAAAGGUAGGCUUUUUUA